Molecule: messenger RNA, 1536 nt
Organism: Naumovozyma castellii
Lineage: Eukaryota; Fungi; Ascomycota; Saccharomycetes; Saccharomycetales; Saccharomycetaceae
Gene: TRS65
Product: Trs65p
Exons: 1
Coding region: 1-1536 (511 amino acids)
Source: RefSeq, a predicted model, not a curated record
AUGGAGCUGUAUUUGCCGAUCAAUAGCAAGGUAUCCCCUACAGACUUGGCAUCUCUCAAGAAAUCACAUUCAGAAAGAGAUUUUGUCAUUUUCGAUGAAAAAUUGAAAUUAGUGCUGCGAACUGGAAGUAAUGAAUAUAUCACUGGUUUAACAGUUUGGAUAAAUGAUGCUCGAGUGCUUCAAUCCACUGAAAUGGACACAUUGUUUAAUAAAUUGACCACGGAUAAUGAUGUAACUGUUUGGGAAAUGAAAUCGAAUGUGUCGUCUGAUUUCAUGUUCCGAUCUAGUGUCGUUAUGAAUAAUGGAUUUAAUAAUUAUAUCAGAUUUAUCGUUAGAUAUUCUGCCAGUGCCAAAGAUAAUGGUGAAACAUAUAAGGAGGAUAGUCCGAUACAAUAUUUAGCAGAUGAAGAUGACAUAUUAUCGAGCUUUGAACCCAUAUACUCUUGGCCUAUAACCACACCGUCAUCACGAACAAACAAAACUGCACAGGAACCUAAACCCAAACCUCAGGAAUCAUCUGAUAAUGUCAAGUCCACGAUUCAGGAACAGGAGGACCUAACGAAAGAAUUAGAAUAUCCAAUAUUUUCGCUGUUAAAUAUGAGAUUAAGAAAUACUUCUAUAAAAUCUCAAAAUUGCAUUUUAUCAUCACUUGAUUUCCAAACUUCAAAGAUGUCCACACAACUGCAUGAGAAAUAUUUUAGUUCUCAAAAGAGUUCAAUGAACUUAUUCUUCAAAGAUGUUAUUUAUGAAUUAAUUGAUAACAAAUCUCACAUUAGGGUAGAUCCAUUAUGUCCCUUGAAACUCCCCUUUGCAUCCUAUUUACAUGAUAGCUUUAACAUAUGUUUUAAAUUACCGAUAAUAUCACCUCUCAAUCCGCCUCAUCGAGUCAGAAUAUCCUUGAUCUACGAACUUCGAUUUCCAAAGGAUACAAAUCAACCUAUCAUCCCAGUAAUAACACGAUGGGAAACGGAAGUGACAUUGAAGAAACAGGUCCCAACACUACCAUCGUCCACCUCGCCAGUAACUAAUAAUAGCAAUGCCGCUUCGACGUCCUUCUUGUCGAUCCCAAAAUUCUAUGGUUUAUCAUCAUCCAGAUUCAGUGUUCAAAGUUCAACAUCUACAACAUCAUUAGUGAACAACCAAUUGAACAAUGUGAAGUUUAAAUUUUUAAAUAACAAUUUAAAAGUGACGAAGGGUGAGAAAUUUACAUUGAGACUUCAAAUUAUAAAUUCCUCCUCUUCAUCACUAGAUCUAGUGGUAUAUUACAAUAACAAGACGCCCACUAACGCAUCCUUAUCCCUUGAGAAGCAAUUUCAAUUGCGUAAGAAGUUUAGCAAGAUUACAGAGGGAAUCAUUCUACUAUCGAAUGAUUACAAGAUUCCUAUUGUUGGACCGAAUGAAUCAUAUUUUGUCGAUUUGAGAUUCAUUGGGAUAAUGUCGGGGUAUUAUUCCACUUUAGCCGGAUUAAAAGUCCUCGAUUUGAAAUCUAAUGAGCUAAUUGAAGUAGGGCUGGGGGCAUCCAUCCUUAUACAAUAA